AUGGAUGUUAAAAGUGCCUUUUUGAAUUGGAUUCUUGAAGAAGAAGUCUAUGUGGAACAACCAAAAGGGUUCAAUGAUCCUCAUCCAAAUUGUACUCUGUUCAUUCGAAAGACGGGAAAGGAUAUAUUGAUUGCUCAAAUCUAUGUUGAUAACAUAGUGUUUGGAGCUAUAGUUGACUCUCAUUCUCACACUUUUGCUGAGGAAAUGAAGAAAAUAUUUGAAAUGAGUAUGAUUGGAGAGCUGUCAUAUUUCCGAGGUCUACAGGUUCAACAAUCAGACCUCGGAAUGUUUGUCUCUCAGGCCAAGUAUGCAAAGGAGCUUUUGAAAAAAUUUGGCCUUGAUGGAAAGAGUCUCUUUCGGACUCCGAUGAGUAUCAGUGUGAAACUUUCAGCAAAUCAUACUGGAAACAGUGUUAAUCAAACACUCUACAGAAGUAUGAUUGAGAGUCUUUAA
This is a messenger RNA of Corylus avellana, 453 nucleotides long. The record is from RefSeq and is a predicted model, not a curated record. Lineage: Eukaryota; Viridiplantae; Streptophyta; Magnoliopsida; Fagales; Betulaceae.